AUGGCGGCGUUGCAGGAGAAGAAGUCGUGCAGCCAGAGGAUGGAGGAAUUCCAGCGCUACUGCUGGAACCCGGACACGGGGCAGAUGCUGGGCCGGACCCUGUCCCGGUGGGUGUGGAUCAGCCUCUAUUACGUGGCCUUCUACGUGGUGAUGACCGGACUCUUUGCUCUGUGCAUCUACUCGCUGAUGUGCACGCUCGACCCGUACACGCCUGACUACCAAGACCAGCUGAAGUCACCAGGGGUGACCUUGAGGCCAGACGUCUACGGGGAUGAAGGCCUGGACAUUUCCUACAAUAUCUCUGACAACGGGACCUGGACAGACCUAGUGCACACCCUCCACGAUUUCCUGGAAGGCUACUCACCAGCGGCCCAGGAGGACAACAUCAACUGCACCUCCGACAAGGUGUUCAUCCAAGAAAGCUUCGGGGCUCCGAAUCACACCAAGUUCUCCUGCAAGUUCACCACAGACAUGCUGCAAAACUGCUCAGGCCUGGAGGACCCCAACUUCGGCUUUGAGGAAGGAAAGCCGUGUUUCAUUAUUAAGAUGAACAGG
This is a messenger RNA of Myotis myotis, 555 nucleotides long. It is a transcript of the gene ATP4B, whose product is annotated as ATPase H+/K+ transporting subunit beta. NCBI's taxonomy places the organism in Eukaryota, Metazoa, Chordata, Mammalia, Chiroptera, Vespertilionidae. Gene Ontology annotation, cellular component: sodium:potassium-exchanging ATPase complex. The transcript has 4 exons. The record is from RefSeq and is a predicted model, not a curated record. The annotation marks the transcript as partial. Gene Ontology annotation, biological process: potassium ion import across plasma membrane; sodium ion export across plasma membrane; intracellular sodium ion homeostasis. Gene Ontology annotation, molecular function: ATPase activator activity.